AUGAGAUGUACCACACCAUACGCUUUUCUUGUGACAUCGCUUGUCGCACUAAGCGGUGCAUCUAGCCAUCGUAGUAGUUGCACAAAAUCCGCUUUUCAGCAUGCCCUCCCCAAAGAAGCAACCGUUUUAUCCACGGCCUUUGUGGAGGCUGGGGGUAGCUACGGCGAGGGAGCUCCUGAUAUUGCCUAUCCCUCAAACUCAACUCAUCUCCCCGAGCUCUGCGCUGUGAUUGUCAACGUCACCACCUCCGCUAUUUCCUCAUAUCGCUUUGGUAUAUUCUUGCCUUCUAAAUGGAACGGCCGCUUUCUCACAGUCGGCAAUGGCGGAUUUGCCGGUGGCAUCAACUGGCUAAGCAUGGGUAACGGUGUGACCUAUGGCCACGCCGUUGUAUCGACAGAUACUGGCCACAACUCGACUAGUCUAGAUGUCUCAUGGGCACUUAAUAAUGAGGAGAAGCGGAAAGAUUUUGGCUUCCGAGCAAUUCACGGGUCGGUCGUGUUUGGUAAAGCCCUGACCGAAGCCUUCUAUCGUCGAGACAUUGAGUAUUCGUAUUAUGCUGGCUCUUCGACUGGUGGCCGUCAAGGCCUGAAGGAGGUGCAGCUUCAUGCCGACUCCUUUGAUGGGGUCCUUAUUGGCGCCCCAGCAUGGUGGACUGCACACCAGCAGCCAUGGACAAGCAAAGUCGCAACUUACAACUUGCCCGUAUCAGGUCCCAAUCACAUUUCCAGUGAUCUAUUUGCCGUUAUAGCCAACCAAGUUAUCAAGCAAUGUGAUUCUCUCGACGGAGUCGUCGACGGGAUUGUAUCAUCUCCUAGUGAGUGCAACUUAGAAAGCUUAGCAUUGGCUUGCGAUACCGAGACGGCCAAUGCCUCUGCUUGCCUCACGGCCCCUCAGCUCCAGACUCUGCAGAAAAUCUAUGCCAACUACACUGUUAAUGGAGAACUUAUCUUUCCCGGAAUGGAAUUAGGUUCCGAGGCAAGUUGGUCAAUGAUUCUCUCUGGCGAUGCACCAUCCGGGCUUGGAGACGGUUAUAUCCAGAACUUCGUUUUAAACGACCCCGACUGGACUUGGGAGCAUUACAACGAUAGUAUUGUCUUACUUGCCGAAAAGCUUGACCCAGGUAAAUGCACGGCUUGGGAUUAUAGCUCCCUCAGCAAAUUCCGCGACCGCGGUGGCAAGCUCUUCCUCUUUCACGGGCUUGCUGACGGUGGCAUUGUGUCUCGAUCAUCCGGUGUUUUUUACGAGCGCGCGCUGGCUCUUCUUGGAGGCUCGGAUGCAGUGCGAGAUUGGUUCCGCUUAUUCUACAUCCCGGGGAUGGAGCAUGUAGGAGACACGCCCGUGGGGGCCCCCUGGUUCAUAUCUGGUGGCUCUCAAGCAAGCCGACUAGGAUCGAACGCAUGGGCGGGACGGACUGGGCUAGAGGAUCCUCAGCAUGACGCGUUGCUCGCUCUGAUGGAUUGGGUUGAGAAGGGGUCGGUGAUCAAGCAAGUUAUUGCGACUACAUGGACCAACUCGACGGAUCCUGCUUCGGGCGUGCUUCGGCAAAGACCACUUUGCCCCCACCCAGAGAAACAAGUCUACAUUGGUGGCAAUGAGAAGGUCCCAGAGAGUUGGAAGUGCGUCUAG
This is a messenger RNA of Penicillium waksmanii, 1626 nucleotides long. RefSeq lists its product as uncharacterized. The record is from RefSeq and is a predicted model, not a curated record. The transcript has a single exon. The coding region runs from base 1 to 1626 and encodes 541 amino acids. NCBI's taxonomy places the organism in Eukaryota, Fungi, Ascomycota, Eurotiomycetes, Eurotiales, Aspergillaceae.